Messenger RNA from Trichobilharzia szidati, 2116 nucleotides. NCBI's taxonomy places the organism in Eukaryota, Metazoa, Platyhelminthes, Trematoda, Strigeidida, Schistosomatidae. The record is from the annotation of a GenBank genome assembly.
CUGAUAUCAAUCGUUGGUCUAACCUCAAACUUAAUUAUAAGUCAAUAAGAUGUUCUCUUUUUUAUUAUAUGUGACUAAAAUCGACUAAAAGUUUGCUGUUUCUCGUUUGGUUUUCUUUUCAUUUAAGGGCGCGAAUAGAUCAGCUGCAGCACGCAACCGGUCUUGGGUUGCAUGUCCUUUGUGUAGAAGAGAUAUUCAUCAUCUGCUGCCUCUAGUAGCAAUGCCAAAGUCGAAUGGAGACGGUAAACAGAAUCCAUUCCCUUCUGUAGAAUAUGCUGAACAUAAUAUUACCACCCUGUUAAACCUACUAAAUGUAUUACCGAAUACCGGUUCAACUAUCUGGAAUGAUUUAAAUGGUCCCGAUGAUGAAUUAAACCUUCAACGUCGAGUUCUUUUGUCCCCACUAAUUGGUGUUAAUUAUGAAGCUACAGUAUUGUUAAGAUCUCAAUUGGAAUGUGAAUUAAGCGUAUUAAUGAGUUUCCCGUCACAGUAUUCAAUGGUAUCACGUCGUUGCUACUGGCGUGAAUUUAUCUCAUAUCUUCGUCAGAUUUAUAAAUCGUCAUCUGAUAUUCAGAGUUUAAUACUGUGUCUUAUGGCUGAUGAUGUCACAAAGCCGGACAAUGUCGCGAUCCCAAUGUUUGCUUUAUUACAAGAUCCAGUGGAUAUUCUACUUGGAUUAUUACCUCAUAUUUGGCCACGUGAAGAUAUAUUCCACACAGUGUUAGCACUAACAUUUUGCUUAGCCUAUAUACGAGCACUUAUCAGUGUUUCAUUCAAUCGACCAACUAAAUCUACAUCUUUCAGUUUAUCUGAGCAAAUCAAUGCCACUCGACAUUUGUUGGGUAAAAUUUCCGGUGUUUUGUCAAAACAUUUGGAUAUUCUGCUUACAUGUCUAAGUGAAUUAAACAUUCAAUCAUCUUGCGUCGUAGCAGAGGAUACCUGUCAAUCAUCGGAGAGAUUAAAACGUGUCCUAGAUUUAGCACAUUCAACAUCAAAAUUACCAGAUGAAAAUUUUCUCAAUCAAAUACCUUCAACAUCAACAUCAUCAUGUGAAUCAUCUAAAAGUCUUCCUAUAGAAUAUGAUGAAAAUCAAAUCGAAUUGCAUAUAAUUCUACGCCUACUACCAUUUCUACGUAUUGCUAGCCUUUGUUGGGCACGUUGGCAUCCAGAACAUGUUGGUACUCUGAAACCAUUAGGAUUACCAUUUGUUGGACAGUUAGCGAAAUUAUCUAAUAAAAGUGUUGGUGGUGUGUCAAUAGAAAUGACUUGUAUUACAAAUGAACAACGAUUGGUUGAAUUCAGUGACCUCUGUCGUAUCUUAUCUUUGGACUGUGGAGAUAGUGUGGUAAUAAAUGUUGGACAGGUGGGCGAAUUAGCUGGUACUUUGUGUGGAUUGGCUGGAAGCGACAAAGGAAAUGCUAUACAGUAUCUUAUUAGACGAUGGAUAGGUCAAAUAAAAAAAGCAUCUGAAAUCUCCUCAUCUAAUUCAACAAAACCAUUAACGUCAUCAUCAUCAUCUCAAUCACCAUCAUCAGUACCAUCUGUUCUUGAUACACCUUCACGCAGUGGAAAGAGAAGUAAUAAUAAAACUGCUGUCAAUGAGUACAUGGAUAUUCCACCUCUCGACAGUCUAAAAUCACAUUUUAAAACGCAUAUAGUCGAUUAUCUACUGUCAUUGGUCGAAGUUGGUCGUCAAUUGUAUUCUCCACGUCUUAUACGUACACCAGCAUCGUUUGAUACACUUUUCAAUGCAUUACAUUUAGUCAAUUGUACAUCAAAUCAACAUCGUUUUCAAGAGAAUAUUCUCUGUUUGAUCUGUGGACGUUUAUUAUGCAGCCUGUGCAGUAAUUUAGCUACUGCUGUUGUUGAACACACUGUUCUAUGUGGUGGUUUCUCCGGUGUAGUACUUGAAGUAAACACAUCAAUUGUCUAUGUCUCGCUUGGACCUAAUAUCUGUGAUUGGGGUUCAGUGUAUUUGGAUGAAUAUGGUGAAGAAGAUUUAGAAUUAAAACGUGGUAAACCGCUGUUUUUAAAUGCUGAACGAUUUUCACUUCUGGAAAACCAGUGGAUAACUCAUUCAUUUCGUCAUGUGUUAAAAAAUUGGCGUGCUGUCUAA